CGCUGCCGCAGCCGUUGCUCCAGUCAAGAACGCCACCCCAGAUGAGCUCCGCCUCACUUUUGCCUCUCCAGACCCCGCUGUCUUCAGCAACGCUGUCGUCAAGCAGGUUGAUGUCCCAACAUUGGCUGGUAUGGUUGGUGUGCUCGCUAACCACGUCCCAACCAUCGGAGUUUUGAAGCCAGGAGUUGUCACUGUCACCACUAACGAGGGAACUGUUCAACGUCUUUUUGUUUCCUCUGGACCCCCUUCUGUAAACAUCGAUGGAUCAUCCCAAGUCCUUGCGGACCAAGUUUCUGAAAGUUGA
Caenorhabditis briggsae is the source of this 304-nucleotide messenger RNA. NCBI's taxonomy places the organism in Eukaryota, Metazoa, Nematoda, Chromadorea, Rhabditida, Rhabditidae. Gene Ontology annotation, molecular function: proton-transporting ATP synthase activity, rotational mechanism. The annotation marks the transcript as partial. The record is from RefSeq and is a predicted model, not a curated record. The transcript is spliced from 3 exons. Gene Ontology annotation, biological process: proton motive force-driven ATP synthesis.